GCAAGACGGGCGUUGUGAAUACAUUUACGAACAAAGUUAGGUAUUUCUGUAUUCAAUUUUUAAUGGUUAACGAACUUAUAGCUAUGUACACAUUAAUAACAUGGCAAAAUAGUCAUUUAAAUAAUACUUCAGUUGACUUUGGGGGCCCCAAUUAGUUGACGUAGUUGACUAGCCAUAGUAGUUGCCGUAGCCGGGUCCAAAGCCGCCACCACCAAAUUGGGCACCUGGAUAGUAGCCGGAGUAGCCACCGAGUCCACCGCCGUAUCCAUAGCCUGGGUAACCACCGGGAUAGCCGCCGCCGUAUGAUGGCACUAGCGGAGGUGCUGGAUAAGCCUGUCCCAAAGGUUGACGUCCACCACCGAGUAGGCCACCCAAAAGAUUGCUAAACAAGCCACCACCGCCACCUCCACCUAGCAGGCCAUUCAAGCCAAUAAUACGAUUACUGACACCACCAGCUGGAGCUCCUGAUGCAGAAGAUACACCAGAGGCCCCUGCGGCGCCAGUGGCACCUGAGUUUGGAUAUUGGUAUUGGGCAUAGCAACUGCCGAGGAGUGCUAGCACCAAGAGCUGUUGGAAUAGAAUUGUGAAUUUUGUGACAGAUUAUUGGCAAAAAGAUUUACUUACGGAACUGCUAAUCUUCAACAUGUCUGGAUAUUGUCUCUUACUUGACUGUUUGACUAACUCCAAGAUGCUUCAGUUUUUAUAAGACAAUCACAGAAUAAACGCCCACAUAGGCCGGAACUGUGGAUUUGUGUGACGACCUUAACCCCAUGAUUUGAACGCUAUCAAUGCUUUUCACAUGAUUUGCUAACAUUUUCGCAAUAGUUGCUUAUACUAAAUAAGUCACAUUAAUAUUUAUGUCUUGGCUAUAAAACAAGUUCUUCUCGUUAUAACGUUAGUUUCUGAGUUCUUUGAACUCGUUGAUAAGGAAGUACAGGAAAUCUUCGAGAAUACUAUAAAAGUGACGACUCGCAUCAACUGCGGGUUAGAAGUUGUCUACAUCAUGGGACCAAACAGAAGAAUUAUCUCGAUGUUACUGCUGUGCGUGGCACUGGAGUCCAGCCAAGCUCAUGGUUUUGGUGGCCACAAAUUGGGAGGAGGCUUUGGUGUCGGCUAUCCCGUGGCAUAUCCUGUGGCACAGCCAGUUCCAGUUCCGCAGCCAAUUCCAGUGCCUCAGCCCGUGCCCGUUCCAGUCGCAGUGCCACAGCCGAUUCCGGUUCCAUAUCCAGUUGGCAAGCCAUUUAAACACGGUUGGAAAGGCGGAUUCGGAAGCGGUGGAUUUGGUGGACUAGGUGGAUAUGGAUAUGGCGGAUAUGGCGGAUUCGGUGGAUAUGAAAGCUAUUCCUCAUAUAGCGGUGGAUCAUACGGCGGCUUUGGAGGGGGUUUUGGAGGCGGCUUCAUAAGAAGACGUUAGAUCUUUGUUAUUUAUAAAUUAGUGCAUUUAAGCUUAUUACUGUACUGUUACUUAGGUCUGCAACAUAUUUACAUAAACUA
This is a messenger RNA of Drosophila mojavensis, 1494 nucleotides long. RefSeq names its product prismalin-14. The record is from RefSeq and is a predicted model, not a curated record. NCBI's taxonomy places the organism in Eukaryota, Metazoa, Arthropoda, Insecta, Diptera, Drosophilidae. Bases 1004 to 1414 code for a protein of 136 amino acids. The transcript has 2 exons.